UAACUAGUAUUAGCAUAGCAAUAUAGCAAGUAAUUAUUUUACUAUCAAUCUCAUCUCUUUAUAAUCCAUCGUAUUAUGAGUAUGAAAUGUUGGAUUCGUAACUGUCAGAAAGUUUUUAAAUCCCUACCAGAUACAUGGAUGUACAAUGCAAUAAAAAGAGAAGGAGAGGUUAAAUCCAUUCAAGUGAGACACAAAUGUACUCCAGCAGAAUCUCCUCCAAAAGUGAAGAAUCCAAUUCCUUAUGUAAACCCCAAGUUUACAUAUAAUAAGGGAGGUAAAUUACUACUGAUCAUACCAGCAAUAACAUUUGGUCUUGGGACAUGGCAAGUUAAACGGUUGAAAUGGAAAGAAGAGCUGAUAAAAACUAUGGAAGAAAGACAACGAUCAGAUCCAGUUCCGCUCCCGUUAGAUCCAGAAGUAGUCGCGGGUAUGGAAUUUUGCAAGGUGACAGUAACGGGCCGCUUCGACCACAGCGAGGAGCUCUUCUACGGACCCAAGCCUUGCUUUGUACAUGGUGAGGUCAAGAGAGAUGUUAUCCAUCCUUCAGGUCAAGAGUCGCUGGGAUACAACCUAGUAACACCCUUCGUACUCUCCGACACGGGUGAUAGAAUUCUCGUCAAUAGAGGAUGGAUCCGCACAAAGACUAUCAAGAAGAAAGAUCGAGUGUGGAGCAACACUAAGGGAGAAGAAUUAACCCUCACUGGAGUGAUAAGACUUUCAGAACCACCAGCAGGCUUUGGGCCCAGUACUGACGAAAGAUAUGACAUCUGGCACUAUCGAGAUAUUACAGAUAUAGCUAACAAAAAGGAUUGUUUACCAAUCUGGAUUGAUGCUACCGAAGAGCAUUCCAUCCCUGGAAAGUUGUGGGGAGGCCAGACCAUCAUGAAGAUACGAAAUGAACAUUUAUCGUACAUCGUUACCUGGUACUCUCUCAGCAUCUUAACAGCCUACAUCUGGUAUCUUCGUUAUAUGAAGAGAUAGGCUUUUUAACUAUAUAAGUAAUUUAUCUGUACUAUAUCACAAUAAAUGUAUAAAUAAUUGUUAUUUC
Messenger RNA from Macrosteles quadrilineatus (aster leafhopper), 1048 nucleotides. Its product is annotated as surfeit locus protein 1-like. Gene Ontology annotation, cellular component: mitochondrion; membrane. Gene Ontology annotation, biological process: mitochondrial respiratory chain complex IV assembly. The transcript has 7 exons. The coding region runs from base 76 to 981 and encodes 301 amino acids. The record is from RefSeq and is a predicted model, not a curated record. NCBI's taxonomy places the organism in Eukaryota, Metazoa, Arthropoda, Insecta, Hemiptera, Cicadellidae.